AUGGAGGGAAACGAUGGAGAAAAAGGACACGAAGAGAUGGAGGGAAACGAUGGAGGGAAGGGAUGCGAAGAGAUGGAGGGAAACGAUGGAGGGAAGGGAUGCGAAGAAAUGGAGGGAAACGAUGGAGAAAAAGGACACGAAGAGAUGGAGGGAAACGAUGGAGGGAAGGGAUGCGAAGAGAUGGAGGGAAACGAUGGAGAAAAAGGAUACGAAGAGAUUGAGGGAAACGAUGGAGAAAAAGGAUACGAAGAGAUGGAGGGAAACGAUGGAGAAAAAGGAUACGAAGAGAUGGAGGGAAACGAUGGAGGGAAGGGAUGCGAAGAGAUGGAGGGAAAGGAUGCGAAGAAAUGGAGGGAAGAGAUGGAAAGGUGA
Molecule: messenger RNA, 372 nt
Organism: Penicillium crustosum
Lineage: Eukaryota; Fungi; Ascomycota; Eurotiomycetes; Eurotiales; Aspergillaceae
Exons: 1
Coding region: 1-372 (123 amino acids)
Source: RefSeq, a predicted model, not a curated record